This is a messenger RNA of Mesitornis unicolor (brown roatelo), 1122 nucleotides long. It is a transcript of the gene GDF1, whose product is annotated as growth differentiation factor 1. Lineage: Eukaryota; Metazoa; Chordata; Aves; Mesitornithiformes; Mesitornithidae. The record is from RefSeq and is a predicted model, not a curated record. Gene Ontology annotation, cellular component: extracellular region. Gene Ontology annotation, molecular function: growth factor activity; cytokine activity. The transcript has 3 exons. The annotation marks the transcript as partial. Gene Ontology annotation, biological process: BMP signaling pathway; SMAD protein signal transduction.
GAGAGCAGAGGACGCAGACGGAGCCCAGCUCUGCCGUCUCCAAGCUCCUUUCGGGUCUGCCUUGCUUGGCUCCUCCUUGGCAUGGCUCUGGGGAUGGAGUUGAGCUUGCAAGAAAGUUUGCUGUUAAAAUCCCUGGGUCUGAGCACCAAACCCAGCCCGAAAAGCCCCAUUCCUGUGCCGCCCGUGCUCUGGAGGAUCUUCCAGAGAAGAAAGACGCUGCCCUCUGCAAACAAAGCCCUGGCGGAUGGCUGUAGGGUGGAGGAAUUCAAUGUCCCUGGGAACAUCAUCCGUGUCUUCCCUGACCAAGGCCACUUCAUUCACGAGGGGCAGCCCGGGAGGUUGCUGUGUCUGCAGAAGCGUCUCUACUUCAACCUCUCGGUGCUGGAGGAGGGCGAGCGCUUGACCAUGGCUCAGCUGGAGAUCAAAUUCAGCUGCAACUCCUACCACGCCUCCAGCCAGGGGCAGGUUUUUGAGCUGAGGCUCUACCAAAGCUCCCAGAUGUCUCUACGGGGGGUGCCCCCCCAGCGGCACGGACGAAAGCUGCUGGUGGAGCAGUCCUUCGCCCAGCUGCACAAGUCUCUUCUCUUCAACCUGAGCGGGGUGGCGAAGGAGUGGAGAAUGUCCAGCAGGAACCUGGGCUUGAUCCUGGAGAUCUCGGUGAGCAAUGGAGACAGUGACCUGCAGAGGCUCUGUGCCAGCAUCGACUCCUUCCUGGACACCUCUCUUCUGGUGGUGACCCUCAGCCAGCAGCAGUGCAAGGCCUCCAGGAGGAGGAGAAAUGCCCACCAUGCCCCCGUCACCCCCAGCAACCUCUGCAAGCCCCGGCGCCUGUACAUCAGCUUCAGCGACGUGGGGUGGGAGAACUGGAUCAUCGCUCCCCAGGGCUACAUGGCCAAUUACUGCCUGGGCGAGUGCCCCUUUCCCCUGACCGCAGAGCUCAACAGCACCAACCAUGCCAUCCUCCAGACCGUGGUGCACUCGCUGGACCCCGAGGGGACCCCCCAGCCCUGCUGCGUCCCUGUCAGGCUGUCCCCCAUCUCCAUCCUCUACUACGACAACAGCGACAACGUGGUGCUGAGGCACUACGAGGACAUGGUGGUGGACGAGUGCGGCUGCAGGUAG